CCCACCACCCCCACCACCAACUAUUUGGUUCAACGAUAUUAAUUCCCUACAGCAACAGACUGUGUGAGAGAAAAUAGUACUCAAUGGACGAACCAGAAGACGGUAACAUUCGCAACGCUCAGAACAAUAUUCAAGAUGCCGAUCUCUCGGAUGAGACACAAGACUUUCGCUUCCUAAAUCUCCUCAACAAAACAGGAACCACAGCUCUCCCCCGCCGCGGCGAGAAAGACUUUGAACCGGACGGCACCGACCUCCAAGACCGCGUCCUGAACGAGUCCCGGCAGGCGAUGCACGAAGCACUCCUAGGGGAGCGUAAGCACUCCAGCAAACAGCACGUAUCAGCAACCUGGCGGCCAUCACAGCGCAUGGCAGAAGUUCACGUGGCUCGGGGGCCGCACUUCAAGACGGUCGGGAAAGCCGACAGACGGGGGGUGUUGUGGUUGCUGCCGGAGGAGACGAUUUACCUGGUUGAAAGAGGGAACCUGGAAUGUUGGUGGGAGGAGGGCGUGCCGAUGAGUUUGCAGGGGGUGUAUGCUAGUGCGCUUGAUGGGUGUGGGGGGUUGGAGAGGUAUCAAGUGUAUACAUAUUUGAAGAGGGCAGGGUAUAUUCUUGCGCGGGCGCCAACUUUCUUCCACGAUGACGACAAGGUAGUAGAGCGGGAGGAAAGGGGAGAGGGAAUAAUUGGAACAAUCCGACCUGCGACAACUACACCACCCGGCAUCUUCAAGCAGCUCUUCACAAGCCUCUUCCUAACGCGCACAAAACCACCUCCCUUCGGCCCAGUAAUCGCUCAAGGAACCUACCGCACAUACGACUCCAUCUACUCCCGCCUAUCAAUAAUCCCCACCCACCACCCUCCGCACACCCCUACCAACAUGGUAGCAGUCGCCUCAGAGACCCCUUUCCGAAUAGCCUACAAAGUCUGGAAGCCCCAACCGCACUUUAGAAAGUCCGAUCCCCCACCAGCAGACUUUCUUGUAGCCGUCGCCAGCGCGCGAGAAACCUCCCUACCAACGCUAUCCCAGUUAUCCGCCCUAUUCGACUCCGUCCCUGUAGACGAGAAGACGGGUGGGAAAUCACAAUUUCGAAGAUUGAAGGACGGCCACCGAAAAUGUUUGGUCUCGCAAUCGUGGGAUACCGAAGUUACGACCUUUAUAAAGUUUGCACAUGUGGGAUUUUGGGUUGGGCCUAUUUUUUAUGGAAAGCGGGAGGGGGAGGGGUGGAGGGAAAUUGGCCGGUGGUGCCGGCGGGAGAGGACGAGGCAGAGGUAGCGGAAGAAGUGGUAGAGGCGGCGGCGUAGCCAGAGGUGUUUCGUAACAUAGCAUACUGUAGGUGCACUAGCACAAUUCAUCUCACUCAUAGUUAGAUGGGCAUGGAAGGGUAAAUAAUAAAAAAACUCCCAAUUUA
This is a messenger RNA of Tuber melanosporum (Perigord truffle), 1407 nucleotides long. RefSeq lists its product as uncharacterized. The transcript is spliced from 2 exons. Lineage: Eukaryota; Fungi; Ascomycota; Pezizomycetes; Pezizales; Tuberaceae. The record is from RefSeq and is a predicted model, not a curated record. Gene Ontology annotation, biological process: tRNA-type intron splice site recognition and cleavage. Gene Ontology annotation, cellular component: tRNA-intron endonuclease complex. Bases 84 to 1271 code for a protein of 395 amino acids.